Messenger RNA from Micropterus dolomieu (smallmouth bass), 2838 nucleotides. RefSeq names its product zinc finger protein Gfi-1-like. Gene Ontology annotation, cellular component: nucleus. The transcript is spliced from 6 exons. The record is from RefSeq and is a predicted model, not a curated record. The coding region runs from base 966 to 2153 and encodes 395 amino acids. NCBI's taxonomy places the organism in Eukaryota, Metazoa, Chordata, Actinopteri, Centrarchiformes, Centrarchidae.
CAAACUUUGUCAGGAGUUUCAUCCAAAUGAAGGUGCAUUUAGUGAGAGGAUUUGUUCUGAAUUUCGCCAGUUCUUGCAGCUAAUUGGCUGUUAUUUUAUUCCGCGGUGUUUUAGGAAAGAUCAAACACACCAAACACACUCUUGCAAACCUGCAAGGACGUACGUGCCAUAAUGUUAAAGUGUGGGCCCUAUGUGUGUCAAUAUGAUCUAUAGAUAGGCUAUAGGUUCAGAGUUUCCCCCUGCCCUUUUAGUCAACCACAAGGUUACAUGCAGUCUCUCAGCAAGUGACACCCUGGGGUGCGCCUCCGCUUAUCCUCUCCCCCUGUCAGAUUGAGUAAGGCGCUGAUAAGGCCUGUAUCGCUUCUCCUGAUUGCCACGCGCUCCUCUGGAGACACGAGCCGCAGUCUGAUCCGAGAGGGACCGGUAGCUCCCGACGGUGGGCUCCACACUGGGAAAAAAAAAAAGUCCGGAUUCAAGAGUCAUUCAGAAUCUGACGUGGUGUCUGGUUUUUAUUUUUAAAUACAGGCUAAGGCAUGAGCAGCAACUGCUGAUAAUUCCACGGGUGUUUCUUGAAACAAAUGUCGGGCAAAGGCAAAACACGUCAUAUGUUAUCAAGUCCUGAAAUUAGUGAAUUUGCAUGAAGAGAGGUGACAAGAAGUCGCCCCCGCGGCAGACUAUUUUCCUAUCACCUGUAACCACGCUGCAUGCUGACUAAAACACUGCAUGCGUGCAUUAUUUGAGGCGCUGUGAGCAGAGGAGCCUCUGCAGGGGCACCUGUCCGUGCAACACCUGGCAGACGGGACGGGCGGUGUGCGCAUGCUCCCUACUCAGGUCGAAAUCUCUUAAAGCACUUGGAGCCGCAUCUCCCCACCAUCAAAUCUUUGCAGGGUUCAGAGCGAGUAGCAGCGUCUACCCGAGGAGUCCUCUGGAUUAUUACCACUGAUUUGCCUGCUCCCAGGUCAGAGAUGCCUCGCUCCUUCAUGGUGAAGAGUAAAAAGGCGCACAGUUACCACCAGCCCCGGAGUUUAGAGGAUGACUACAGCAGGCUGGACACUAUACUGGCGCACAUAUGCUCAGAUGCAGACUGUCCUCCGUGUGUCCUGUCAGAGGCAGAUAAGCUCCCAGAUGACACUGACAUGUCGGUGGACAGGUAUGGCCUGUCUCCUGACUCCAACCUUGCUGACGCUGCUGAGUUUUCCCCGAAGUCCCCGCUGAGCUGCGCCGACAGCCUGUGCGGUCGCUCCACAGACUAUGAGGACUUCUGGAGGCCUCCGUCCCCCUCUGCAUCACCGGUUGAUUCAGAGAAAUCCCUGUCUCCUCUGGUGGACGAGACCCAGCCCUUCAGUGUCCCCUUCCGGCCGUAUGCCUGGAGCAGUUACCCGGGGCCCGGGCUGAGGCCCCUGGUGCGGCAGAGCCUCCAUCCCGGCAUGGAGAUGGACAGGGGCCCGGCAGCUAUGGCCUUCUACGGGAGCAGGAGCACCCAUUCAGCUCUGUACCCAGAACGGACUCUGGGCGAGGAGACGUACAGCGACUACAGGAGGCAUGCCGCAGCUCUGCUGUUUCCUGAGGAAGGCCGGAAUGGAAAAGCCCAUAAUGUGAAGGCCCAGUCGGAGCUGCUCUGCUCCAGUCUGAUCCUCAACGGUGCUUACAAAUGUGUCAAGUGCAGUAAGGUGUUUUCUACUCCGCACGGUUUGGAAGUCCACGUCCGCAGAUCGCACAGCGGCACCAGGCCAUUUGCGUGCGAAAUCUGCGGCAAAACCUUCGGACACGCAGUCAGCCUGGAACAGCAUAAAGCGGUGCACUCUCAGGAAAGAAGUUUCGACUGCAAAAUAUGCGGUAAAAGUUUCAAGAGGUCGUCCACUCUGUCGACGCACCUGCUCAUCCACUCCGACACUCGGCCAUACCCCUGCCAGUACUGCGGGAAGAGGUUCCACCAGAAGUCCGACAUGAAGAAGCACACAUUCAUCCACACAGGGGAGAAGCCGCACAAAUGCCAGGUGUGUGGGAAAGCGUUCAGCCAGAGCUCCAACCUCAUCACGCACAGUAGGAAGCACACCGGAUACAAACCUUUCGGCUGCGACCUCUGCGGCAAAGGUUUCCAGAGGAAAGUGGACCUGAGGAGACACAAAGAGACGCAGCACGGACUGAAAUGAUUAAACGGCGAUCACUGCACAAAUCACGUCAUAUAAUCUGGCCGCUGAGUCUUUAAAUUAUUGUCCUUGAAAUGAGUGAGGACAUCUGACAAAAGACAUUUUAGACCGAGGACAUUUUUCGCCUUUCCACCCCCCCAAUCACUCAGCUUCAGGACAUUUCAUGGAUCAAGGCUGAAUUUGAUCCACCUCUAGCUUUGUAAAAACCUAUUGUGAAAGUGCAUUGGAAAUAUUGUAUAUAAUGAUCUCAGCCGACAGGCAGAUAUUUUUUAAUUUAUUUUAAUAAGGAAAACGUAAAAGUCUCAUGAAUAAGACUUGAGGUUUAAACACACGAUGAUUUGCAGUGUGAAGACAUCGGCAACACUAAUUAUUCCCCCUGCUAUAGACUGCAGAUUAUUGUAAAGGUCCAGAAAACCAGAGAUAAGCUGUGAACUGUGAGAAAAGCAGAUGAUGAAAUAAAUAAAUGCAUUGUGUUUGUAUGUCGACUGAUAUGAAUCAGCUAUAGUGGGCACUCAACCCAAAAUAUUUGCACUCGCACCUAAAUAACCGGAUCGACAAUAAGAGAUGAAAAUCCGCGCCUUUCCAAAGAGCAGCGGCAUUUUGUUUUCUGUUCAGAGACAUGCUGGCAAAACAGCCUCCUCAGACUGUGUGAUUUAAUAAACAGGAGGGUCACUGCCUCACUCACGAA